UCAGUGGGAGUCCUCACCUGUGGGACUGUGCGUGUGAGCGUGCAGCCAUGCCGCAGCUGUCUGCGGGAGGUGCGGGGGACCCGGAGCUGUGCGCGACGGACGAGAUGAUCCCGUUCAAAGAUGAAGGAGAUCCGCACAAGGAGCAGAUCUUUGCGGAGCUCAGCCACUCGGAGGAGGAGGGGGACCUGGCGGACAUCAAGUCCUCCCUGGUGCACGAGUCCGAGAGCAGCCCCAACAGCAACAGCCACGACUGAAACAUCCAGACCUGUACGGUAAAGGCCACCCGUACCCGAGCUACCCGAGCUACAUCAUGAUGAGCAACAUGAGCAGCGACUCGUACAUGAACACGUGCUCUCUGUCUCCGCCCAUGGCCCGAACGUCUAACAAAGUUCCUGUUGUGCAGCCGUCCCAUGCGGUCCACCCCCUCACGCCGCUGAUCACGUACAGUGACGAGCACUUCUCGCCAGGCUCUCAUUCUGGUCAUCAUCCCCAAGACACCAACAACAAACAAGGAAUGGCCAGGCAUCAUCCUGGACCAGACAUGGCCAACUUCUACUCCCUGUCUCCUGGAGGAGUGGGGCAGAUCACGCCGCCGCUGGGAUGGUUUUCUCACCACAUGGUCCCGGGGCCCCCCGGCCCCCAUGCCACAGGGAUCCCCCACCCAGCUAUCGUCAACCCGCAGGUCAAACAGGAACCUCCUCAUGACAGCGACAUCAUGCACAUGAAAUCCCAGCACGAACAGAGAAAAGAGCAGGAGCCCAAAAGGCCGCACAUCAAGAAGCCGCUGAACGCCUUCAUGCUCUACAUGAAAGAGAUGCGAGCAAACGUCGUUGCAGAGUGCACGCUGAAAGAGAGCGCCGCCAUUAAUCAGAUCCUGGGACGAAGGUGGCAUGCUUUGUCCCGAGAGGAGCAAGCUAAGUAUUACGAGUUAGCUCGCAAAGAACGGCAGCUCCACAUGCAGCUGUACCCGGGCUGGUCCGCCAGAGACAAUUAUGGGAAGAAGAAGAAGCGGAAGAGGGAGAAGAUGCAGGAAUCGGCCCCAGCAGGAAAACGGAGCAACUUCUCCACAUGCAAAGCAAAGGCAGCAGACACUCUGCUAGAAAUGGAGGCCUGUUAGAUUCCACCAAGACCCUAAGAAGUUUCUGAAACAAGCCUCCGGCUCUCAGAGGACCCCCCCAUUCCUCCCUGACCCCCCCUCAACACAUUCAUGUGCUCACUGUUGGACUCCUCCCUUUCUGAAGGCUUCAGAGACACUGAACGAGACAAUCAGGAGUCUGGAGGAGCGCCCUGACGUAACCUCACCCUCACACCAAAACUCCUGGCAUUGACCCCCCCCCACUGAUCUGUCAUUUCCCUUCAAUUAUUAGCUUUACUGCAAUCUGAGGGCACUGCACUGAAAACCAGACUGCUUCCCCGCACCGCCCAACACCCGUCACUAAGUUAUUCUAAGUUAUUUGUCUCUUUCUGUAAAGUUCAUAAGGCUGACUUCAAUCUCCCCCCCCCCC
Molecule: messenger RNA, 1505 nt
Organism: Nematolebias whitei (Rio pearlfish)
Lineage: Eukaryota; Metazoa; Chordata; Actinopteri; Cyprinodontiformes; Rivulidae
Gene: lef1
Product: lymphoid enhancer-binding factor 1
Biological process (GO): regulation of transcription by RNA polymerase II; canonical Wnt signaling pathway
Cellular component (GO): beta-catenin-TCF complex
Molecular function (GO): RNA polymerase II cis-regulatory region sequence-specific DNA binding; DNA-binding transcription factor activity, RNA polymerase II-specific
Source: RefSeq, a predicted model, not a curated record